Molecule: messenger RNA, 3712 nt
Organism: Solea senegalensis (Senegalese sole)
Lineage: Eukaryota; Metazoa; Chordata; Actinopteri; Pleuronectiformes; Soleidae
Product: long-chain-fatty-acid--CoA ligase ACSBG2-like
Exons: 12
Coding region: 1574-3514 (646 amino acids)
Cellular component (GO): membrane; endoplasmic reticulum
Molecular function (GO): long-chain fatty acid-CoA ligase activity
Source: RefSeq, a predicted model, not a curated record
CAAAACAUUUGUCCCUAUUUGCCCUCAGAAACGACAAUGGAAGACAACGUGUCGUCUAUGUCUGGCUACAUAUACACAAUCAUAUAUACAUAUAUGCAAAGAGUGAUAAUAUCGUCUUAUUUGCAAAGCUCUUUCCUUUAACUCCAGUGGCCCAUGGUCUGUAAAUGUUGAGGGCAGACAGGGAGAAGAGCCUCAGGCAGACAGGCUCAUUGUCUGGGAAAAGUCUGGUUCUUUAAUCAGACUGGUUGUAUAUUCAUAUUUAAAAUUAUACAUGUGCUUUUAAUUACAGCAUUGAGUUCUACGCAACAGACAUUUUCAUGCUCUGUUGGCAUCGUCCUCCCAUUCUCCACAGGUGCACCUGCACACAGUUUAAUAAACAGUGACUAGAUAAACUACUUGUUUCUAAAUUAAGAACAAUGUAGCAGUGAAAUUAAAAUCAACAUGAUGAAUAUUCAGUAAACCAUAUACAGAGCCAUCACAAGACCAACAAAGUAUGUAGUAAAUGAGGUCAAUUUAAUGUAUGGUAAUACACAACAAACCCUUAAACAUGGGUACAAGAUCAUCUCCAAGCAACUAUUGGACAGUUAUGCGAUCAACAGACUGUUUGAGUGCCAUGCUCCUUUCAUCAUCUGCACAUUGUCACAUUGUGCAUCAAAGGAAUUUAAAACUUAUACUUGCCUUUAUUGGUCGGAGACGGACUUUGUUGAGAGUCAAGCUCCUUUCAUCAUUAUAUUGUCACAUUGUGCAUCAAAGGAAACUGUGAUGCCUUUAUCAGUCUGUCCCAUAACACAGAAGAUAUAGAGGUAGAUUCUUGAGAGUGCCCCCAAAGUCAGGCCCUGGCAUCUGUAUACAGGAGCAUUUCAAGGAUAAGGAAAAUAACUUUGAACUGGCAUUAAGAACUUUGUGGACUGGGGAGGGCAGCAUUACACCUCCGAGUGCACAGCCUGCCAGAAAUUGUUCAAAGAAGAGGAACACGCAUCAAUAUCGAAAAAGUCAGUGGAAAAAAAAGCAUUGCAACAUUGGAGACCAUGAAAACCUGUAAGUUGACUUGAAAGUGCCGAGAAAGCUUUUGCCUCCGGAGCUUGGGUUUCUCCAAGAUUUAUGGAAUUAAAACAAUACUUCAUGAAUUAAAAAAAUAUAUUUUUUAGACAAGACCAGCUAAAAAUACAGUGUGAAUGCUGAGUAUUCAGUCAGCCUUCACACAACUUUUUCCCUACACUGAAGACACACAAGGCAAAAUUAAUGUCUAUAUUAAUUUUAAUUUUGAACUCAGGGUUUACCAGACUGAGUGAUUGAAACAUCAGUAUCCAAGGUUGAUCUGAUGAGAUUAGCAAUGGCUUCAUUGUUGGAGGCAGAUCAUCUACUGUGGCGCCUCUAAAGGGAGAAGCUGAAAUACAUUUGAUGAACUGUGAUGAAAUUUGAUUAAAAUUUACUUUCCAUGAAGAUUUUACACUUUCUGAAAACAGUUUUAUUGAAAACAUUUUGUAAUUUCUAAUGAUUUCUAACAAAACUCCCUGCAGCAGUAGAGCCCAGCCUGUGGACGUCACAGGCCAAUGCAGAGGUGAAACUGAGGAUGGGCGACUCAGGCUUGGCUGCUUCGACUCCACUGACUGUCCACCAUAUGUUCACCUCAUCCGUCCAGCGCUUUGGCGACUACAAAGCUUUGGGCUGGAAGGAGGGUGAGCAACGAAAGAGCCUCAACUACAGAGAAUACUACCAGAACUGCCGCACUGUUGCCAAGGGCUUCCUGAAGCUUGGUUUGGAGCGCUUCCAUGGUGUUGGCAUCCUGGGCUUCAACUCACCGGAGUGGUUCAUGGCUGAUAUUGGAGCCAUUUUUGCAGGUGGAUUUGCUGUAGGCAUCUAUACCACCAACUCUCCUGAGGCCUGCCAGUAUGUAGCAGAAAACUGUAUGGCCAACAUUAUAGUGGUGGAGAACCACAAACAGCUGCAGAAAAUCCUCCAGGUUGAAGACAAGCUUCCACACUUGAAAGCCAUUAUCCAGUACAAAGAUACACUUAAAGAGAAGAGACCAAAUCUGUACACAUGGGCAGAUCUCAUGGAGCUGGGGCGUCAUGAGCCUGACGCUCCCCUCAACAUGGUCAUUUCCAGCCUGAAACCAAACCAAUGCUGCACACUCAUCUACACCUCAGGAACCACAGGCCAGCCCAAAGGAGUCAUGCUGAGCCAUGACAAUCUGACAUGGACUGCACUUUCCACCAGCAUUCACGUAAAUCUGACAGACACCACUCGGGGUCAGGAGGUGGGGGUGAGCUACCUGCCACUGAGUCACAUUGCUGCUCAGAUGGUAGACAUCUGGAUCACCAUAAAGAUCGGAGGAGCAACCUACUUCGCUGAGCCAGAUGCCCUCAAGGGCUCUUUGGUAAACACCUUGAGGGAGGUGCAUCCCACUGCCUUACUGGGUGUCCCUCGUGUCUGGGAAAAGAUGCAAGAGAAGAUGAAAUCUGAAGGAGCAAAGUCCUCAAACCUGAAAAAGAAAGUGGUUGCAUGGGCCAAAGAUGUCGGUCUGCAGACUAAUCUCAACAGGUUAAACCAAAAUGUUAGCCACAUACCAUUCAACUAUCGUAUCGCCAAAAAGCUUGUGUUCAACAAGGUGCGUAAGGCUCUGGGCUUGGAACGCUGCUCAAACUGUUACACAGGCGCUGCACCCAUCACCAGAGACACCCUGGAGUUCUUCCUCAGUUUGGAUAUUCCACUGUAUGAGCUGUAUGGCAUGAGUGAGAGCUCUGGACCUCACACCAUCUCCCUUCCUAAUGCCUUCAGACUCACUAGCUGUGGCAUUGAUCUCCCAGGGUGCAAGACAAAGCUGCACAACCCAGAUGAAGAGGGAAACGGUGAGAUCUGCUUCUGGGGACGCCAUGUCUUCAUGGGUUACCUCAACAUGCCCGAGAAGACAGAGGAGGCUCUGGAUGCAGAAGGCUGGCUGCACUCAGGUGACCUGGGAAAACAUGACCAGAAUAAGUUCCUCUACAUCACUGGAAGAAUUAAAGAGCUGAUCAUCACAGCAGGGGGAGAGAACAUCCCUCCUGUUUCCAUCGAGGAUGCAGUCAAAAGUGCUCUGCCACUGAUUAGCAACGCCAUGUUGAUUGGAGACAAGAAGAAGUUUCUGUCUAUGCUGCUCACCAUUAAGUGCCAGGUUAACGCAGACACAGGCGAGCCAGAGGAUGAGCUGUCUUCAGAGGCUGUAGAGUUCUGCAGGAAGGCAGGCAGCAAUGCCACGCGAGUUUCUGACAUUGCAAGUGGCCGGGACCAGGCAGUUUAUGCAGCCAUCCAGGAGGGAAUCACUAGAGUCAAUGAGAAGGCAACCUCCAACGCUCAGCGCAUCCAGAAGUGGAUUGUUCUGGAUCAGGACUUCUCCAUCGUUGGAGGAGAGCUGGGCCCCACCAUGAAGGUGAAGCGUCCAGAGGUGAUGAAAAUGUACAAGAUGCAGAUUGACAACAUUUAUGAGGAACUUGCGCAGUCUUCAAAUCCAGACAACUUGGUGGCUACCAAAUAGAGCUGCUCCUCCACCUACAGGGAGAUCCAGACUGUUGGCAUGAACUCAUUCAUCUUCAAUGUCUCCCUGUGGUCAUCAUGUCUUGGUUUACAUUUUUUGGGUGCUGUACAAAGGAUUGGUGAUUUGUGAAAUGUGAUUUUUGAUGUAGUUAUAAUGUGAUUUGAAUUUUACAUCAUUUAAAUAAACUUAGUAGUUGUA